Messenger RNA from Hyposmocoma kahamanoa, 1981 nucleotides. RefSeq names its product acetylcholine receptor subunit beta-like 1 (gene nAChRbeta1). Gene Ontology annotation, cellular component: postsynaptic membrane; synapse; neuron projection. Lineage: Eukaryota; Metazoa; Arthropoda; Insecta; Lepidoptera; Cosmopterigidae. Gene Ontology annotation, biological process: regulation of membrane potential; monoatomic ion transmembrane transport; signal transduction. The coding region runs from base 4 to 1581 and encodes 525 amino acids. Gene Ontology annotation, molecular function: acetylcholine-gated monoatomic cation-selective channel activity; transmembrane signaling receptor activity. The record is from RefSeq and is a predicted model, not a curated record. The transcript is spliced from 9 exons.
GACAUGUCGGGCGCGACGCGCGCUUGCCUGCUCGCAGCCGCGUUGCUGACCGUAUUCUACUCAGGAUGGUGUUCAGAGGACGAGGAGCGGCUGGUCCGCGAUCUGUUCCGCGGAUACAACAAACUCAUUCGACCCGUUCAAAACAUGACUCAAAAAGUCGACGUGCGGUUCGGUCUUGCCUUUGUACAACUCAUCAACGUCAACGAAAAAAAUCAGAUCAUGAAGUCGAACGUGUGGCUGCGAUUGGUGUGGAUGGAUUAUCAGCUGAUGUGGGAUGAAGCCGAUUACGGUGGUAUCGGAGUGCUGAGACUACCGCCUGACAAAGUUUGGAAACCGGAUAUUGUACUUUUUAACAACGCCGACGGAAACUACGAAGUACGGUACAAAUCCAACGUCCUAAUAUACCCUAAUGGUGAAGUGCUGUGGGUGCCUCCCGCUAUUUACCAGAGCUCCUGCACAAUCGACGUAACGUAUUUCCCCUUCGAUCAGCAAACAUGCAUUAUGAAAUUUGGCUCGUGGACUUUCAACGGGGAUCAAGUAUCUCUUGCUUUGUACAACAAUAAAAACUUCGUAGACCUAUCAGAUUAUUGGAAAUCGGGAACAUGGGAUAUCAUAGAGGUACCAGCCUACCUGAACAUUUACGAGGGAAAUCAUCCUACAGAAACGGAUAUCACAUUUUACAUCAUAAUUCGAAGAAAAACUUUGUUCUAUACUGUCAACUUGAUCUUGCCUACGGUUUUGAUCUCAUUCCUGUGCGUGUUAGUUUUCUAUUUGCCUGCUGAAGCUGGAGAAAAGGUGACUCUCGGUAUCAGCAUUUUGCUGUCACUGGUUGUGUUCCUGUUGCUGGUAUCAAAAAUAUUACCACCAACUUCCCUUGUGCUUCCACUUAUUGCCAAAUACCUUCUCUUCACUUUCAUAAUGAACACUGUCAGUAUCCUUGUCACUGUCAUUAUCAUCAACUGGAACUUCAGAGGCCCGAGAACGCAUAGAAUGCCUUUGUGGAUUCGAAGUGUGUUUCUCCACUACUUGCCAGCAGCGCUACUCAUGCGCAGACCACGCAAAACGCGCUUGAGGUGGAUGAUGGAAAUGCCAGGAAUGGGUGCUCCACCACACGCAGCCGCUCCUCACGACUUGCCGAAACAUAUUAGCGCCAUCGGUACAAAACAAAGCAAAAUGGAAGCUAUGGAGUUGUCAGAUCUGCAUCACCCGAACUGUAAGAUCAACAGAGCAGCAGGUGGCGGUGGUGAAGUGGGAGCACUCGGAGGUCUCGGUGCUCUCGGCGGACUGGGCCUCGGAGGCGAAAGGCGCGAGUCGGAGAGCUCAGAUUCCCUAUUGCUGUCUCCAGAAGCAGCUAAAGCAACUGAGGCGGUAGAGUUUAUUGCAGAGCAUUUGCGAAACGAAGAUCUUUACAUCCAGACUCGCGAAGACUGGAAGUACGUUGCGAUGGUAAUCGAUAGACUACAAUUGUACAUCUUCUUCAUCGUCACCACUGCGGGGACAGUCGGCAUUUUGAUGGACGCGCCGCAUAUUUUUGAGUAUGUCGAUCAGGACCGCAUCAUCGAAAUAUACAGAGGAAAAUAAAUUAAAUAUGAAUAGUAGUUUGUCUUCUGAACAAUCGUAUUUCGUUGUUCUCGUUGUCUCUCUCGUAUAAUCGUGUAAACGUUGCUCGAAAUCUAACAAUACUUCCGUCAACAGUAGCUUCCAUUAUACAGUAUUAUUUUAAUGUAUUAGACAAAGCUCACUUCUAUAGCACAUUGCCAUGUGAAACUUGAUUUGCUCAUUUGAUUCUACUUUAUUAUUGCAACAAUAAUUGCGAGACCUAAUAUAUAAGAUUUAAGAUGUAGUAGUUAGAAUAAAUUAAACAAUAAUUUUUAUAGAAUUUAAAAUGGCUGUGUUCGAUGUUUAUAAAAGCACAUAACAAAUAAGACGUAAGUUUGUACUUUUAUCAACUACAUACUCGUACAGGGUCAAGAGCACGUCA